AUGCGUCUCUCGAAAUUGCGCGAGCGCGUGUUUCGCGUGAAGCAUAUACCGGCCGGCGAAUUGAGCACACCGUUGCGACGAUGCCUCACCACCAUCGACAUCACCCUACUCGGCGUCGGCCAUAUGAUCGGCGCCGGCAUCUAUGUGCUCACCGGCUCGGUGGUGCGUAACACCGCCGGACCAUCGAUCGUCGUCUCGUUCCUGCUCGCCGGUCUCGCCUCGCUGCUCUCGGCGUUGUGCUACGCCGAAUUCGGAUCGCGAUUCCCGAAAGCGGGCAGCGCCUACACCUACACCUACGUCGGCGUCGGCGAGCUUUGGGCGUUCGUCAUCGGAUGGAACAUUAUUUUGGAGCACAUGCUUGGCGCGGCCGCCGUCGCUCGCAGUUGGUCCGGCUAUCUCGACUCGUUGAUGGGCAAUGUUGUGUCGAACUCGACGAUUACGAGAAUCGGAAGCUUACGCGAGACAUCAUCGUUUUUCGGAGACUAUCCCGACCUCAUCGCAUUUCUGCUGGUGACAAUUGUCGCCUUCUUCGUCGCUCUUGGCUCGAAAGUCUCCACCAAUUUCAAUUCAUUCCUCACUCUUCUAAAUAUGGGGGUUGUCAUAAUUGUCGUCUUCUACGGUAUCACAUUUGCCGAUUUUUCGCUGUGGACCGGCGUCAAUGAGCUCGGCGUGUCGCGAUUCUUUCCGUUCGGCGUCAAGGGAAUGUUCGCCGGCGCCGCCUCGUGCUUCUUCGCCUACAUCGGAUUCGAUGGUCUCGCGACGGCCGGAGAAGAAGCCAAGAAUCCGUCUCGCUCAAUUCCGAUCGCCACAUUCGCCUCGAUGUCGAUCGUCACACUCUCCUACGUGCUCAUGUCGGCCUCAUUGACCCUCAUGAUCCCCUAUGAUCAGGUCCAUCCGACCGCCGCGUUUUCCGACGCGUUCGCAAUGCGCGGCGCCGAUUUCGCGCGAUACGCCGUGUCGAUUGGCGCGCUUUUCGGAAUGACGACGAGCCUCGUCGGCGGCAUGUUCGCGCUACCGCGAUGCGUUUUCGCGAUGGCCGAAGACGGGCUCAUCUUCAAAUCGUUGGCAACGAUCAACCCGAAAACUCAGGUUCCAAUUCAAGCGCUCGUCAUUUUUGGAGCCAUCACCGCCGUCAUUUCGCUGCUGUUCGACGUCGAAACCCUGGUCGAAUUCCUCUCAAUUGGUACCCUAUUGGCCUAUUCAAUAGUUUCGGCGUGUGUGAUUGUCCUCCGCUAUCAGCCAUCCUACAAUACCGAAGACGGAUGUUUCGAUAAUGGAGGAAAACUUCGAUUCUCGAUUCCAUUUUUCAAGCUCCUCGACAGCCUUGAGCCAGGACAAUCGAUUUAUUAUGGCAUUUCAACUCUCAUUAUAUCAUUCUUCUUCACUGGAUUCGCUUUAACAAAUGAAUUUGCCACUGGAACAACUUUUCAAAAAUUUCUACUGGCCACAACAAUCACUUCAUCAAUUCUUUCGUUCGUCUUCAUAAGCUGCCAUUAUCAAAAUUCGACACUUCUCGAUUUUAAAGUCCCAUUUGUUCCCUUCAUUCCGGCCCUUAGUCUUUUAGUGAACAUUUUGAUGAUGGUCCAUUUGGCGCCAAUAACAUGGAUUCGAUUAUUCGUAUGGAUGGCUAUUGGCCUUGCUAUAUAUUUCUCAUAUGGAAUUUAUCAUAGUAAAGAGGAGCACGAGAAUGCAGAGAAGUUGUCAAAGAGCACCACCUAUGAAUCAAUGACGUCGACUGAGACAAACUAA
Molecule: messenger RNA, 1749 nt
Organism: Caenorhabditis bovis
Lineage: Eukaryota; Metazoa; Nematoda; Chromadorea; Rhabditida; Rhabditidae
Source: the annotation of a GenBank genome assembly